Tauraco erythrolophus (red-crested turaco) is the source of this 3207-nucleotide messenger RNA. Lineage: Eukaryota; Metazoa; Chordata; Aves; Musophagiformes; Musophagidae. The record is from RefSeq and is a predicted model, not a curated record.
AUGAGAGGCAGCCUGCCCACAUUCACUCUCUUGGGCAAACUGGCAGAUGCCAUCCCAGGCUUUGCUGAUAUACUGGUAGUAGAGCACAGUAAUUUAGUGGAUCACAUGCUGAUGGGAUUGACAUACCCAAAUGAAGGUAUAAAGGCUGCUGUCUGCUACUUGUAUGGCAAGCUGUACUCCUCUCCUGUUGGCACAGAGCGGCUCUCAGCACACUUCGAAGAAAGGCUGUGUGAUCCUUUCUUGAAUACCUUGGGGCGUGCGCAGACGAAGGAGCUGCAGGUUAAUUGUUUGGGUUUGCUAAAGGAGUUGCUGAAAUCUGACCAUUUUGUAUCCAUUCUUAUGAAUAAUAAUUCAAAGACAGAGGAGGAGUCUGAGAACCCUGACUUUUUAGAAGGGGAAAAUCCACUGCCACUUGUUCUCAAAAAGCUUCUGUUGACCAGAGAUGAGAUGUUACAGGCAGCAAGUUCUCACUGUGUGGCUGCAGUGCUGGUUCACUCUCCCAGCAGAUAUGCUCCUGCUUUUAUCCAUGCAGAUAUCCCAGAAUUCCUGUUCGAGUGUCUCUCAUGCAACAGUGAAAUUCUCAUCUGGUCAGUGUAUUGCUGCCUGCUCCUCCUAACUGAAGAGCGCCUUUUCUUCUCAAAGUGUCACACAGUCUAUGGCAUUGAAUCUCUGGUGAGGAGUCUCCAAAAUGUCCUGCAGCUGAACAAUGUGGAGUUGCACAAACAAGGGCUCCUGCUCUUCACUGAAAUACUGAAACGGCAACCAGUGGAAAUCAAAUUAUUCACAAACCGAGGUGUAUGUAUAGAAGCCAUGGAUGUUUUGAUGGAGACGGUGAACUGCCCAGUGCUGGAGGUGGUAGUGGAGGCUGUGAAAUCUGUGGCAGCUUUCCUGAGGAAGGACCAUCUGAGCUCCCCUCCAGUCCCAUAUGAAGAGCUGCAGAAGCUGCUGGAGGCAGUGCUGAAGCGAUGUGCUGACCUUUCCCCACCACAGAGUAGCAAGAAGCAUAUAAGUCAGCCAGCAAACAGAAAUCUCAGCAGAGUUCCUCGGAGACAGGGCCAGUUCUUGCUCAACACCCUGGAAAGUUUCAGAAAUGCUUGCAGGUUAGCAGUGGAAUUCCAGAGUGACCCUAUGGCCCAGGAGAACGCUUUCACUGCCCCCAACUCUGAGAGUAAGGACACACUGAGAAACUUCUCCGAGUUCCUGUUGAAGAUUUUUGACAGUCUCUGCAUCCCCAUGGUCAUGAACUACCUGGAAAGGGCUGUCAGCCCAUCAGUGAUGGAGGUUUUCAUCUCAACAAUUAGUACUCUCUUUACAGCGGUGCCAAACAUGCAGAAUAAGUUCUCCAAAAAGCUGGCAUCCUCCUCCUUCAUCCAACUGACACUGGAGCUGAAGGCCAGAUUUUGCUCUGUACAAAGUAAUCCUGCCUUGAAUCAGGCCUGUUCCAGCUUCCUCUACAGCUUGUGCCUGAGCCUUUACUCUGCCACAGAGAAGGAGAGAACUUCUUCUCAGGAGGAGCAAGAGAUAUCUGAGCUUCUGCAGAAGGAUCUGCCUCAAUUAAACUACACCAUUGCUGAAAGCCUUCUCCUCCUGGCUGAAACCCCUGAGCCUUUCUCUUUGGAUCAGUCUCUUUACAGCCACCAACACUGCUUCAUACUACUCUUAUACUUUGCCUACUCCCUUGGGGACAGGUUUGUCCCAGAAGCAAAAUUAUUUUUAGCCAUAAGAAAUUUCCUCCUAUCAGCACAGGACUGUGGAGACUGUCGCCCCCCAUACGUACUCAGAGCUGCACUUUACCUCCUUGCAGUCUGUCAGGACAAAGGCACAGCCCUGGACUUGAGGUCGCUGUGUACCAUAAGGAGGAUCCUGGAUAAUCUUCCAGAUCUGAGCUUGGUCUACGUCCAUUUCCUCCAACUCUGGUUUUCCUGGGAAGAACGCAAGCAAACUGGGACUGAAGAAGCCGGUUUUGGUGUGUCUGAUCAGCUGAACAACGCUAACCCGUUACUUCCCAUUCUGAAGAGCAAUUCCAGCAUUUUACUUAUUUUACUGGACCUGGUCUGCUCAAGCUCUGUGGAGGUGGCUUGGAAGGUGUUGAUGACUCUAAGGACCUUCCUGGAAAGAAAUGACGAUGUCCUUGUCUGUGACCUCCUCCGGAGUCAGUUCCUACAGAUUCUGCAGCAGCUGCUGGUAGAGAACAGCUCAGCCUCCUUACAAGCUAACAGGAACCUGCCUGUUUUGUUGAGCCUCCUUUUCCUGGUGCAGCUGCGGAGCAAGAGUGUGAGGGAGCUGGACAGCACAGACUUCAAGCUGCUUCACCAGGUCAGUAAUCUCUGUGGGAAAUGCAGGCCGAGGGACACUGACCUCCUGCAGCCAUCCUUGAAUUUUCUGUACUGGAGCCUUCAUCAGACAACAUCUUGUAGUCAACAGAGAGCAGUGGCUGUGCUGCUCUCCAACGUGUCCUUGCUAGAGCUCCUGCAGAAGGUUUUGGAGUGCACCUGGUUGCGGUCCCCUCCCUCUGAACCUGCUUACCUGUCACCUGAGGAUGCAUUGCUGUGCUCUGGAUGGCUGUUGGUUGCGUCCCUCAUACUUUAUCAGCAUCGCUACAAAACUGAGGUUCACCAGACACUCUCUCUAGACCUAACAGAAGUCCUGAAUGCAGUCAUCUUCAGGAAGAAGAAGCCAAUCCUGCUGUUAGUGAGCAUCAUGCAGUUCCUGAGAGCUGCCCUGCGACAGAACUUCUCCUCCUCUCUGCUGGUGAUGGUUGGCCAAAACACAGCCCAAGGUGCUACACAACCACAGCCAUCAUCACUGCAGGAUGCUGCCUUGCACCCCCUUGCCACACGGCAAGUCUUCUCGCUGGUUGUCAGUCUGCAGAACCUUUUGGUGCAUAAAGACUUCCUGCUCUCUCAAGCUGUGGUUGCCUGCCUGGAAACCUUAGUGGAAUACCUGUCUAUGAAGAACCAGGAUGUUGCUCUACAUGUUGCUUCACAGCCCUGGCACCGAUUCCUGCUCUUCACACUACUCCAUGGGGGCCAGAAGUCCCUUCUGCAGCCAGAAGUUCUCAGGCUGAUGACUUUGUUUCUGAGAUAUCAGAGCAGCAAUAUUAUUUCUCAAAAAGAAAUUAGCCAGAUUCUCCAGGAGGCAGCAGAAGCCAACUUAGCAGAGCUGCCUGAGGCCACAUCUCGUGCUCUUCAUCUCUUCCUUUGUCAG